Periconia digitata is the source of this 1497-nucleotide messenger RNA. The record is from the annotation of a GenBank genome assembly. Lineage: Eukaryota; Fungi; Ascomycota; Dothideomycetes; Pleosporales; Periconiaceae.
CAGACAGCCGCGAACUUUAUAGCGACGAGAGAUUGUUAUGUCGUAUACUGUUACAUUAUAUCGUUCACGCGAGGUUCGACAUUACCAUUCAACAUGCACUUCUCUGCACUGGUUCUAUUCGCCUCCCAGGCUCCACUCGUACCCGACCACGUUUCUCCUGAGGAAUCAAGCAUCAGCUUCCAUGUCGCAGCUCUGUGGAACCUAAAACACCAGGGAUCGCGUGUCGGAUCGCCGCCGUCUCCACUAAAAUUAACGGCCAGUACAACAGACCCUACAGGACGCGCUGAACUCGCUCUCCAAUCCCUUCAGAUAUGGUACAAUGCUGGUACAGGCUUGUGGGACACCUCCGGAUGGUGGAACAGUGCGAACGCCAUGACAAUGGUAGCCAAUCUCGCAAAAGCCGAUUCCAACGCCCAAGUCAAAGACCUUGCAACCCGUGUCUUCGCAAACACAAUCAUGCAAGCACCUGCCAAGAACCCACAGCCAGGCGUUGAAGGAGAUGCCAACGCUGUACAAACCACAGACGAGCCGUCCAACUCUACAGAAAGUGCAUCCGGCUACUACAAGAGCAUGGGAACCAACGAUGAACCCGUCAGCACAUACCCUGAUGGAUGGAGCCAGAUUGUUGGCGAAUAUGUCGACAUCAAAUCUCUUCCCAUCUUCAGCAAGGCCGGAAUGAUCGGUGCUGCAGCACCUGAUCCCAACCAAUGGUUAGACGGCUUCUACGACGACGACCUGUGGUGGGCCCUAGGAUGGAUCGGCGCGUACGAUGUCACAGGGGAUACUCAGUAUCUCACCCUCGCCGGGGGUAUCUUCAAGGCAGUCACCAAAUCCUGGCCAACGGUGUGCGGUGGCGGAAUCUACUGGAGCUGGGAGCGCGAAUACACAAACGCCAUUGCGAAUGAGCUCUUCCUCAGCACCGCAGCUCAUCUAGCGAACCGGGUCCCAGAAGGCACUGCAGAGGGCCAGAAAGGAUACUACGUCGAUUGGGCCAAGAAGGAACUGGACUGGUUUGUCAACAGCGGCAUGAUCAACGAGCAAGGUACCAUCAACGACGGUCUUGAUUCGAACUGCAAAAACAACAAUAGGACAGCGUGGUCUUACAACCAGGGCGUCAUUCUCAACGGUCUAGUCGAACUUGACCGCGCCUCCCCCGACCCAUCCCACCUCGACCUCGCCAACCGCAUCGCCAAAGCCGCCAUUGAAGAGCUCGCCGACGAAAACGGCGUCAUCCACGAUAAAUGCGGUCCUACCUGCGGGCCCGACGCCUCGCAGUUCAAGGGCAUCUUCGCACGAGGCUUGCAGGCACUCCAGGAGGCUUCGCCAGACCAGCUGUACGAGAACACCAUCAAGGUCAACGCCGACAGCGUGUGGAACAACGACCGCGAUGAAGCUAAUCAAUUGAGCAUCAACUGGGCGGGUCCGUUCAUUGCCCCUGCGAAUGCGACCACGCACAGCAGUGCCAUGGACGUGUUGGUUGCGGCUCUUACGGUAUAA